UUCAUGUUCUACGUUCUUCUUGGUUUAGCUUUUAGUUGGCAGUACUCGGCUGAAUUCGAUCAUCAUCAUCAUCAUCAUCAACAUCGUGGUAUCAUCAACAUACAUAUACACGAGAAUAUUAUGAAUUGGAUUUGGGAAGUGUUUUUUAAUGUGUCAUUCAUACAUAACGUUGGACUCUCGCAGUCCUAUUAUCAUUCCGUUAAUUAAGUUUUGGGACAAGGUCAUCCCUACGGUGGCUCCGUCUAAAAAAAAACUUGUGCGGUGGUAAUUUUGCAACCAAUUAGUUUCACGGCACUAAUUAAAUUUAGAAUUGGACAGGUGUGUCGUUGCGUCGCGUCAUGGUCACAUCCAUCCAUCCAGCCUUUUUUUGACGCAAAUUAAGACCGUUUUGCAAAAAUAAAAGUGACAACGACAAAGUUGAUUAAUUAAUUAAUUAAGUAAUUAAUUAAUUAAGUAAUUAAUUACCUAACCAGCCUGUUAGAGAUGGUUGCUCGGAAAUGAAUAAAUAUGCAAAUUUGUGACCCCUGCCCUAACCCAGUGAUUUGGACGACCCAAAAAAGGGUGAAAAGAACCUACACGAGAACGUGUGUAUAUACAUAAAAUGUAUCUGUCUUCUUAAACGGUGUGUGGAUUGGAUUGGAUAGAUUGGACUAAAAAACGGGGAGAGAGACGACACAACACAGGGAAGGAAAUUCUGUAAGUUGAAUCUAAAAAAAAAGAUCCAGACGUGAAGAAGCAACCUUGACAAGCCAGUUUUGUUAAGAGGAGAGAGAACGAUCGCAUUUUUGCGAAGUCUUCACACCAAAUAUUAUAUUAUUAAAGUGAAAAAAAAGUCCUUUAUAAGAGUGAACAUUAUACAAUUUUCUUCAAAAAUUUGUUUUCCCCAGUUUUUUAAAAUCUUGGUAAAACGGACAGCUCGCAAAUGUAGAAGAUACAUUAAAGUGGUGAUAACCAAUUAAUUUUAGUCCUUCCUUUACUUUCUCGCUUAAAAAAAUCCCCGUUUAAACUUUGACACGGAGUCGUCGAGAAUUAAAAAUCCGUGAAAAUUCGGUGCAGCAGCAUCAUCCGUCCUGACCCGACAACUGGAAUGUCGUCGUCGGUCAAUGCUACGUUUUCUCCGCCGGGCGCUGGAGGGGGAGGAGGAUCAUCUUCGUCGGCAAGUCUCCCAGUCAAGAUGAUCGGAUCUCUCGGCCGUCAUGGUCCUUACACGUUUUACAAGUCCAUCAAGACGGGUGACCGGACUUACUCACUGUCUCAAUUUAUGCCCGUCAAAAUCUGGCCGGACUCUGCCAUGCUCAACAUUGCAAACAUCCAGCUCCUCUGGUCCGAUAAGACCGAGUCCUUUUGCAACCUCAAGUUGUACUUUCUCCCAGAAAACACACCCGACGGAAGGUUACAACAACAUGGAGAGGACGAGGUGAUCGCCCUCCAGGACAAGGUGACGAUUCGUGCAGCCGAUCUGUUAUCCAUCUUGGUGGAGGAGACGGAGUGGGACUGGGGGUACAAGACCCCACUCGUCACGGUCCCCCCGUUAAGCACCGUGCUGUCAAAGUCCUUCGUAUCUGAGCAGCUUGGAGAGGGCAGGGUGAAUGGGACCACGGCCAUGACGGGUUCGAGCAGUAUCGUGGUGUUGAGCUAUCCACGCUACACUCGGCUUCGAACUACGCUUAAGAGGUUGGAAGGCUCGCCUCAGAUUAAGUCCUGGCUUGAAAGUCCGCUCGUUCUGGCGCUCGGGGCGUUAAAUGUGGGUCCAAAUUGUCGCGUGCUGUACGCCAAGGAAUCCUUUGAUCAUCCGGAUUUAGAAGAUAAUGAAAUUCUGUGCAAUCAUCUCGCUCCAAAGCUGAAAGGAAAGAAGGGGAAGAAAACUCGGAAGAGGAAUAAUUCCAGGGAAUCUGCUUCGAAUGAGUCAUUGUCUUCGUCGAGUGGUAGUGUGGGAUCGUCGUAUAAGGAGAACGAAAAGAAAUCUGUCAACGGAAUGAAGCUAGUUCACCCUCGUUCUUCGUCAUCAUCCUUCCGCCAGCUUAAAGAUUCUCGGAAACGUCGCGGAAGCAGCAACUCGUACCCGGACAAUGACAAUAAGAAUAAUGUGAAACUGUGGAACAAUUCGGAAUCUGGUGGUGGUGGGGCAGCUAACAAGAAGCGAACGAACGGAGUUUCUGGCAGCAUGGACCAGACCAGAAUUAAGGUUGAGGGGGGUGGCGAUACAAAUUGGGAUAAUCGCUGCAAGGCUCAACUUCUGGGACCCGCGUUAACCGAGCUAGCCCAAAAGUUGGAGAGGUCCAAUGCCCUUCAAAUUCUGCCCAUUCGUCCCUUCUCAGACAACGAGCAUCAAGAUAAUCAUGCAUUGAGGAAGCGCCGAAAGACUGACUAUCCUCCCACAGCGAGUCUCCCCUUUUUGGGCAAAAUGGGCCCGUACGAUUCUCGCUACGUGGCUGUCGGACCACCCGGAGACAACAGGACCAAGAACCUGCAGGGAGAGUCGAAUACGGCUAAUUCCACACAAAUUGAAGCGCACAGCAUUCCCAUCCAAAUGUCAAAAUUGACACGGGUAGAUCACAGUUGGAAGCCCUUGACCCUGGCUGGCACAUCUCCCUGUCUCUACAUCCCCAUCCUGAACACGAUCUGCUGCGACCCAUAUGAUGCCAAGCGACACGCCGGAUUUCUCCAGAGAGGCGUCGAAUUACGAAACUUGGACAUUUUGGACUAUAGUCAGGCCCGCGGUGGUGGUGGUAGUGGCAACAGCAAAUCUCGUCAAGAUAACAGCCGCUCAAGCUUAACAAUUAAAAAGAAGAACUGCCUCAACUCAUCCUCUUCACCAUCAAACCUGAUGAUGGACCUAACUCCCCGCCCCUCGGUGCGUUCUUCUUCCGGGAAAAUGUCUCACAACGACGUUUCGUCCUCCCCACUGUCCAACAUGGCUGGCGGAGGGGUCCGUCUAACAUCAGAAGUGACACUUUUCCCCUCCUCCAAGUACCUCCCUUCGUACCCCUCCUCCCUCGACGGCGUGAUGCAACACAACUUUGCCAACCCACGCCACAGUGCUAACGCGGCGUUGUUAUCGCAUCCAAAAACGGUUCAUGAAAUAGAUAUCCAACCGUGGAAUACAUCCUCUGGAUUAUCCUCUAGUGCUACCUCUUCUCGUCCGACUUCUUCCUCUUCCACAAUUAAGGAACACGUCACUGCGACACGGAAACAUACAAAAGGUGCUUCGUCCUCUUCAUCAUUAUACGACCGGACGAGUAGUAGUCAGUCACACGACCAGCAGCCGCAACAGAGUCAUCACAGCUCAUCCAAAUCUAGUGGUGGUGGUGGAGAUCGUAAUCAUCAACACCAACAACAUCAACACUCUUCUUCCUCGUCACCUUCCUCCUCCUCCUCGUCGUCAGCGCUCGCCACGGCGGCGGCAGCGAUGUCAAUGUCAUCCUCACCCGGACAAAAUAACCCUUUCCUCCACCCUUAUUUUGGCAAGGUGGACCCCGCCUAUUUACACUUCCUCGCCAAUGCCCCCCUCUUCAUGCCGCCUCCACCUCCCAACUUCAUGACAAUUCCCGGCGCGGUGGAGCAGUUUUAUAAAGAUUUCUUCAUGCAGGCCCAAGGCCAAGGGGGUGUUGGUGGAUUGGGUGGGAUGGGAGCCCUGCCGCCAGGAUUUCCACCUGGAUCCUGGUUCCCUGGAGGAGGAGGAGGUGGUGGAGGGAGUGGGGAUCAUCACCGUAAAUCAUGAGUAAAUUCUACCCCCUCGGAAUAAUAAUACAAAUUAAAUGUAAACAAAAGUGCAGCCAAUAUUUCCAAGCAAUUUGAAACUCUACAAAUAUUUGAAUUGCGGUAUUAACUAAAAAAAAAUUAGGGGACAAAUGUUCAAAAAGAGAAACAAGGAGGAAUUUUUUAAACGUAUUUUUUCUACGAAGAUGGAAAAAUGAGAGAAAUCAAAAUUAUUCUGACAAAAGAUAAGUUUUAAAUGUUAUCUUGAUAUCUUAACGACGAAAGAGAGAGAGAGAGAGACGAUAAUAGAAAAUAAGUGGUACGGUAUUAUGGUAUUGAAGAUUAGAAUAGUACAGUGAGUAGGAGAAUAUAUGACGAUAUGAUAAUGUGUUAUCAUAGUGAAGCUGCUAAUAAUAUGCAUUAUUGUGAUUGUAACACGAAGUCUAUGUGGAGUUAGAGGGAUGAAUUUGUUAUAAUUUCCAUUGUUCAAUUUUUGGAUUUUUUGUUAAAUGGGAAGUUUAGUUUUUCAUGAAUUUUUUCGACUACUUUUUUCCCUGUUGUUUAAGUUUAAAUAGGAUUCUUUGUCUUCUUUGUUGAUUAGUUAGCUAAUCAUUUAUUGUGUUUCAUCAACUAAUUUGAUAUAUUAUGAACUUGUCAUUAAAUUUUUACUACAAAUUGUGAAUUUUUUUUGUUCGUUGGGUGGGUGAGUUUUAUAAAUUCGUAAUAAAUAUACAAGUUUAUGUACCCAUUGAUCACUACGUGGCACAAAGUACGCGAUGCAAGGAACAAUGAAAUUAAUUUCCUUAUUUGUGAUUGCACCCGUGAAAAAUAAAAAUGAAGUGAUAAAAAAA
Messenger RNA from Folsomia candida, 4550 nucleotides. RefSeq lists its product as uncharacterized. Bases 1088 to 3721 code for a protein of 877 amino acids. NCBI's taxonomy places the organism in Eukaryota, Metazoa, Arthropoda, Collembola, Entomobryomorpha, Isotomidae. The record is from RefSeq and is a predicted model, not a curated record. The transcript is spliced from 8 exons.